AUGGAAGAGAAGAAGGGAAGUGAAUCAAGAUUUAAUAGGGUUUCUGUAUUCUGUGGAAGCAGCACAGGCAACAAGGAUUGCUAUAGAGAUGCUGCUCUACAGUUGGGCCAAGAAUUGGUUUCAAGAAAAAUAGAUCUUGUGUAUGGAGGGGGCAGUGUUGGGCUGAUGGGGGUGAUCUCGAAGGAGGUGCAUGCCGGCGGGCGACAUGUUUUAGGAGUCAUCCCCACAGUGUUAAUGUCCAAAGAGAUAAUUGGAGAAACUGUAGGAGAAGUUUGUCGGGUUGCAAACAUGCACGACAGAAAAGCAGAAAUGUUCCGACAAUCUGACUGUUUCAUAGCUCUUCCAGGGGGUUAUGGCACAAUGGAAGAAUUAAUGGAAGUGAUUACUUGGGCUCAGCUUGGGAUUCACCACAAGCCUGUGGGUUUAUUAAAUGUACAAGGCUACUACGACACUCUGCUGAGUUUCAUGGAUAAGGCCGUCGACGAUGGAUUCAUCGAGCCAUAUCACCGCCAGAUCAUUGUUUCCGCUUCAACCGCGCAAGAACUCCUCCGAAAACUCGAGGAAUAUGUCCCAAUGCAUGAGGGAGUGGUGGUAGCUAAGGUAUAA
This is a messenger RNA of Salvia splendens (bonfire salvia), 606 nucleotides long. RefSeq names its product probable cytokinin riboside 5'-monophosphate phosphoribohydrolase LOGL3. The coding region runs from base 1 to 606 and encodes 201 amino acids. NCBI's taxonomy places the organism in Eukaryota, Viridiplantae, Streptophyta, Magnoliopsida, Lamiales, Lamiaceae. Gene Ontology annotation, biological process: cytokinin biosynthetic process. Gene Ontology annotation, molecular function: hydrolase activity, hydrolyzing N-glycosyl compounds. The record is from RefSeq and is a predicted model, not a curated record. Gene Ontology annotation, cellular component: cytosol; nucleus. The transcript has 7 exons.